GCAGAGCAGAAACAGCAAUCAUUUUUGAUUUUGAUUACAGCUCGAUAAGUCUGGAAGUUGCCAUUGUGAUACUGCAAUUUUUAGAUUCGACAACUGAAAAGUGUUCGCUGUAGGGCAUCUGGCUUUUAUUUCGGUCUAACAGAAGGAACUAAUUGGAGCAUUAUGCAACGGAUUGCUGUCAUUGGUGGCACCGGCAUGACCGGUCAAUGCGUAGUGGAUUAUGCGCUAGAAAAGGGUUUGAAGAUUCGUUUACUUUACCGCACAGAGCCCACCAUUCCCGAGCGCUUCAAAGGUAAAGUUCAAUUAGUUCAGGGCGAUGUAACCAAUAUUGACGACGUUAAACGUCUGAUUGAGGGCGAUGGAGGAGUCGAAGGUGUUUGCGUUAUACUCGGCACACGCAACAAGCUGGAAGCCACAACGGAGCUCUCUCGUGGCACUGAGAACGUAAUAAAGGCAAUGAAGGAAGCAAAUCUCAAGAAAUUCUCCAUUGUAAUGUCGUCCUUCCUUUUGCGAUCUCUUAACGAGGUACCUGCUGUAUUCCACAAACUAAAUGAGGAACACAGGCGUAUGCUUGAUUUGACAAAAGCAUCCGGCUUGGACUAUGUGGCUAUAUUACCACCACAUAUCGCCGAUGAACCGGCCAGUGGCUAUACCGUGGUGCACGAUGAAGCACCCGGACGCUUGGUUUCUAAGGAAGAUUUGGGAAAAUUCAUUGUAGAUUCUUUGGAUCAGCCUGAACAUUAUGGCAAAGUUUGCGGCAUCGCCAAAAGCGCUUAACUGAUACGCUCAAAUUGAUGAUCAGCAUGACAUCAGCAAAAUAGUAUCCCUUCCGCAUAUAAAUGGGUCUCAACUUGCAGUUGGUUCUUCAUAAACGUACAAUUAGCUAUGCUAUUACAGCCUUAUAAAGGCAACUAACAAUAAUAUUUUAUGUAUUCGUACUUGUAUGGGUCUGCGUGUGUGUAUUACGUAUGCGCACUGUAAACUUUCCUUUUUAAAACAACAAAUAAAUAAAUUUAAAUUGUAAUUACGUGCGAUAUCAAUUGGCAAUCGGCGCUUGUUCGGUCAGACACCUGAAAUUUCAAGCCAUUAGCAGCUGUCGUACAGCACGUCAUGCAGGUAUUUCGAAAAUGUGCACCUGUAGAAAUCUUACACAAACCAACAAGAAUUAUAUGAGGCCGGAGAUCAACCU
Messenger RNA from Drosophila hydei, 1189 nucleotides. Its product is annotated as flavin reductase (NADPH). The record is from RefSeq and is a predicted model, not a curated record. The transcript is spliced from 2 exons. NCBI's taxonomy places the organism in Eukaryota, Metazoa, Arthropoda, Insecta, Diptera, Drosophilidae. Bases 163 to 777 code for a protein of 204 amino acids.